Molecule: messenger RNA, 634 nt
Organism: Chara braunii
Lineage: Eukaryota; Viridiplantae; Streptophyta; Charophyceae; Charales; Characeae
Source: the annotation of a GenBank genome assembly
UGGGUAUGGGUGGAAGUGAUAGUGGCUGAAGUCAUGAGGGGUUUUGACUGGGAGGGAAUGGUUGAUGAGUGCAUGACGGCAGGGGUUGUCGUCUUGGUGACCAAGGUGGGGGUAGUGGUGGAUGCAAGCGGAGGUGUGGAUGACGUGCUAGUGGAGAGGGCGGUGGACAUGGGGUACGGGGUGAUUGGUGUAGAUGUGGAGGCAGAGGAUGGGGGAAGGGAGGUGGCACCCGAGAUGGUGGAAACGAAUGUUUUGAUGUCGUCCAUGGAUGACUGGAGAGAUGUCAUCAUGCCAAAAAGAGCCACGAGGUCGAUGGCGACGUUGGGUGCUGGUGUUUGCUCGCUUGCGAGGUUGCGGGGGAUGCUGUCGACGGAGUCGGAGCGGAUGUCGGACAUAUCAAUGCUAGAUGAUUGGGCCAUGGUGGGGGAGGAAGCGGUGGUAGAUGCGGAUGAGGUGGCAGCUGCAGCUGCAGCAGCAUUAGCAGCGGCGGCGUCAGCGGCUGCGCGUUGAGAGUUUCUGGUUGGAUGCGGCAUGCCCCGGGGGGGGGGGGGGGGGGUGUCCUGUUUACAAAAGUAGAACGUCGUCAAUUGAUUUAGCAAUAAAGGUAAUUCCCAGAUAAAAUUCACAAAACAAG